UGUAUAAAAAACGCAAACAUAUCAACUACAUGAACAGUUGCAUUGCAUAUAUGCAAGUUUUUGUUUUUAUAAUCUAUCAUAAAUAAAAAUGCCAAAAGUUGUUUCUCGAAGCAUUGUGUGUUCCGAUUCGAAGGAUCAGGAGGAGUAUACUGAUACGGGUCCGUUGAACAUCUAUUAUUGUUUAUGCGGACAAAUGAGCCUAAUUUUAGAUUGUAUAGUAGAAAAACUCCCACUGCGACAGCUGGAUGGAGCACGAGUUAUUGAUUCCGCUAAACAUGCCAACAAAAUUACUUCGGAUCCUGGGGAAACGGUGUUUAUCCGACGUGAAUCUGGUAUUGAAAAACAGCAUCGUUUCAAAUGCAAAAAAUGCUCUUUGCCUCUGUAUUACCGGCAUACCAGUGAUUCCCAGGUAACAUUCAUUAUUCGUCGUGCACUGGUUAAAUCGAAGAGCGACACUCGGAUUUCCGACGUGUAUAAACCGGCCGCAAAGUCAAUACUUGAACCGAAGAAGGUAAUGGUAACAAAGCACACGAAAAACAUGGGAAAAUUCAGCUCGGUUACAGUUUCCACGAUCGACGAGGAAGAGGACGAAAUUGAAGCCCGUGAAGUGGCGGACAGUUAUGCUAAUAAUGCUCGAAUUAUAGAGAAACAACUGGAGCGAAAAGGCGGUAAAUCAAACGAAACAGUAAUAAAAGAAAAAUGUGAAGCUCCAGCAGCGAAAAAAUCGAGAGGUACCUUGUUGGAUGUGUAGAUUGCGAAUUUUCAGAAAUAACUUCAGAGUAGAAUUUUCAGAAAUAACUUCAGAGUGUAUCUAAUGAUUAAAAUUCAUCAAUUUUAUAAAUUCUAAAGUUUUUCGUUU
Molecule: messenger RNA, 859 nt
Organism: Malaya genurostris
Lineage: Eukaryota; Metazoa; Arthropoda; Insecta; Diptera; Culicidae
Product: STING ER exit protein
Exons: 2
Coding region: 89-751 (220 amino acids)
Source: RefSeq, a predicted model, not a curated record